Molecule: messenger RNA, 3155 nt
Organism: Uranotaenia lowii
Lineage: Eukaryota; Metazoa; Arthropoda; Insecta; Diptera; Culicidae
Exons: 5
Coding region: 459-2801 (780 amino acids)
Biological process (GO): SCF-dependent proteasomal ubiquitin-dependent protein catabolic process
Cellular component (GO): SCF ubiquitin ligase complex
Molecular function (GO): protein binding
Source: RefSeq, a predicted model, not a curated record
GUUUGACAGACGGAAAAGCUAUCGUUCGUGAAAGAAAAAGUGAGAAUUUUCUUUUGUACAACAGUUGAUUUUUUCGAGAAUUCUAUGCAAAUUCCCCAUCGUCCGGCAUUAAAAGAAGUGUGAAAAGAUGCUCUAGCUACGGUUACUUCCAGUGAUCAUUGAAGGGGUCAAAAAUUUAGCCGCUUUGUGAGCGAUAACAGACUUUUUCCACCGAGUGAAUCCUCCACGGAGCUUUAGCUGGAGUAGCAGUGAAGAAGCAAGUGGCAAGAAGAAAUUUCUGAACCGACAUCAAUCUCUCCCGACUUGUGGAAGAGCCUUCUUCUUGUUGUUCUGCAUUUCGUUAAUAUAGCUCCGCAAGGGGUGGUGGUGGGUGGAGGGCACUGGUGUGGGUGAAAAUAGGCACGAUUCACCUCUGCAGCAGAAUUCGGAGGUAGAAAUAUCUGAAACUAGGCAUAAGAAUGGACGUAGCGGAAGUAGAGCCGCAAGCUUCAACUUCCUCAGCGGAAGUAAGCGCCAGUGGUUCAUCGAGUAGCAAUGCCGGCCGCAAGCGCAAGUUGUCUUCCGAUGAGUGCAUCGGGGAUCAACCAAACAUGAAAAUUCUGUCGGUAGAGUUGUCCGACAUCGAGCUACAGGUAUCGCUUCUAGAUCUGAGUGAUGAAAUUCUGAUGGAAAUUUUCCUGAAUCUGGACAGCAACAGUUUGAUAGCUUUGUCGGAAAGCUGCCUUCGAUUGAACAAUUUAAUCCAGGAUAAACGACUCUGGUGCACGGCUGAUUUCAGUUCGAUGCAGUUGGGUGCCGGAGAGCUGUUGAAGAAGAUCAAACAUCUCCAGCCGGAUACCAAAUCGCUAAAAAUUCGCGGAUUGACAGCUGCUUAUCCGUUGGACAAGUGGAAAACUCCAACCUUGACCGCUAACCUGCUGACACAAAUUAACAAGCGCUGUCCCUCGUUGGAACAUUUCGAAAUUGGCGAAGGCUACAUGGACACUAAUAGUGUGGCAAUUAUUUCUUUCCCACCGAGCGUCAAAACAUUGGUAUUUCGCAAAUGCGAAGCCGAUCGAUCUAUGGCCUCGGAAAUAAGAAUGGGAUUUUUAUCGAAAAUCGAUAGAACUUUGCAAAAGUUAGAGGAACUCACAAUAGAGUAUUGCAGCUGGUUUGACACACACGAUUUCAUGGCCCUCUCCAAGGUACCCUAUUUGCGUUAUCUGAGUUUGAAAGGUUGUGCCAACAUGAAAGAUAGCGUCCCAUACGCUAGUAUUGCAACACGUUUCGGGUUUAGAAAGUUGGAAACACUUGAUCUCAGAGACACGCCAAUCUCAGACUCAGACGUUAGUUGCUUCAACAUUGUUCAAUCUCUGAAGGAGCUUUUGCUAGAAUGUCCAGAGCAUCUGCGUACCGAGCGUGGUUUGAAUGAAUACAAUGAAGCAGAGCGACAACGUGUAGAACAGCUUAGACAAUUAGCCAAUCCGGAUCUACUGAAUCCGAUUCUUCGUCGCCAAGGACAGGAUCAAGCUCAGGCAGAGGGUGGCAAUGACCAGGGCAAUGCAGCUCCUCAGCAGCAACCACAGGGGGGCGAAAACGUCAAUGGCGAAAAUGAAGCCCCACCAGCACCUCCUCGCCCACCGAGACCACACUUUCUCGGCGAAGGACGCAAUGUUUUCCGUUUCGCAAAUCGUCAUUUUUUGCCAAACCUGCAUGAUAAUAACGGAGAAAAUCUGAUUCGCAUUAUCAAUCGAGCCGAUAUGGAUCCACCAGCAGCCAACAAUAACCAACAAGCACAGGACCAACCACAACAGAACAAUGCUAACAAUCAGGCACCAGCAGCGAACAACAACGACGAUCCACCGCGACCUGCGGCGGCACCACUGCCAUUUAUGCCAGAGAAUCCUGAAGUUCGACAACGCCAUGUUCGCAUAGUUUAUAACAAUCGCCGUAACAUCAUACGCAUUAUUAACCAUCUAGAACGAAACAAUAACCUGGAGGAUAACAACAACGACCAACAGCAGCAACCAAAUGCUCCUAAUCUUCCGGCGCCAGUUCAGGCCGCCUAUCAGCAGAUAUUCGAAGCCGGAAAUCGAGACAGAGUCGAGAAUGGUCCACUUCCUGAACCACCGCCAGUACCAGCACCAGUCGCUAAUGGACAGAAUGGUCCCAUUCCGGAGCAAGCAGAUGCACCGCAACAGAACGGAGCAGACGAGGGACCAGCAGCAGCUGCCAACAAUCGUGAUAAUCGCAAUGGUGUUCCCAAUGGCAACGCCGAAAACAACGUCCCACAGCAACCGCAGCGCCCAGGAGCAAUCGGAGCCGAGCAAAUUCCAUUGGAGGAUAUGAAUGUACGUGUUAUUCUACAUGGUGGUAUCCAGAAUAACCACCCAAGAAUAAUGCCUCAUGUGAUAAUCGUGCGUGGCGUAGAAAAUAACAACCCAGUGGCCGAGGUAGCGGACGGUGGCAAUCAACAACGACCUGCCAACGCAUUCUACCAGUAUCUGAAUCUGGGACCAGGUGCUCCAGGGCACAACUAUGUGUCCCUGGUGAGCGACCGGGGCAUCUGUGCUUAUGGCGUUUCGCGACACGAACUGCAGGCCGCCUUUGUGCGCGAGUUCUUCCGGCCGAACAUGACCAGCCUGGAGCGGUUGCUGGUUAGAAACUACAAACUGGUGACCGACACCUCCUUGGACCAUCUGGAGUCGGCGGCUCCCAAUCUUCGACUCUUAGAUGUGACAGGAACGUCCGUAACCGAAGAAGGCGUCCGGAACUUCAAACAGGCCCGACCGAACUGCAUCAUACUAUCGGAUUUUGAGUAGUGAUCUACUUUUUUUAGGUGUGUGUUAUUUCUAUUGGAUAGUGGAAAAUGGUGUCCCCUCCGCAACAGUUGAUGACUAUACUUAAUCAUAAAACGAAAAGAAUAGUAACUUACUUUAUUACUACGGCUGAGUAGGAAGGUGCACUAGGAAAGUAAAAUGGAUUUUUUAUAAUGCUAUAUAUAUUUUAUUAAUUUUUUUUCGGCCUUCACUGAUGCGAAAGCAAAAUUCCUAAUUAUAUGAAAAUCUAUUUAAUGAUAAAGCAAGCAAACAUAAUAAUAUGUACUACUGCUGAAUUAAGUUUUUUAGCGGACGAUUAAAAAAAUGUUCAAUAAAAUUCUCGUGUAGGGAAAACAA